This is a messenger RNA of Pochonia chlamydosporia 170, 306 nucleotides long. RefSeq lists its product as hypothetical. The coding region runs from base 1 to 306 and encodes 101 amino acids. The record is from RefSeq and is a predicted model, not a curated record. The transcript has a single exon. NCBI's taxonomy places the organism in Eukaryota, Fungi, Ascomycota, Sordariomycetes, Hypocreales, Clavicipitaceae.
AUGCUUGGGUUUAAUGCCGCGGCAAGCUGUGGAUUCUGGACGGCAAAUACAAACGGGAAGAGUGGUGAUGGCGCGUACGUCUCGUUGCGCGGGAAAACGAGGUCGAAUUCCACUGUGGAUGGAAAUGAAGCUGCCACGGGUCUGUAUGAGAGGGUGCAAGCCCAGAGAUACCAACCCAGGCGGGAAAGCCUGUGGAUUGAUAGAAGCAUGUUGAUUGAGCUGACGUUAGAAGGGCAUGCCAAACCUCAAACUGCAGGUCGAACAGGUUUGAAGCCAGCACUUAUGACUUUCGUAGGGUCUGUUUAA